AUGUUAACUCUUGUUGUGUUCUUGCUUUGCACAGCCUCCUCUGUCUCAGCUUCUGCCAAAGGUGGUGCUGCUGGACCCCGGCUGAGCAACAACCAGCUGUACAAAUUCAGCUACAGCACUGAGGUGCUGGUGGACAGGGAGAGGGGGUCAAGAGAGGGCAGUGCUGGCUACAGGAUCUCGAGUGAUGUUGACGUCAGCCUGGUGUGGAGAGAUCCGAGCAGCAAGGAUGACCAGCUGAUUCGACUGGCGAUCUCAAAUGUGAGGAUCGAGCCUGCGUCCCAUCGACCUGAGAAGAAGAACGUCCUCCAUGGAUCAACAGCUGAAAGUGUUUUGGGGAAAACCAAAUUAGCAGCUCUGACAAAACCUUUCUUGGUGCAUCUUAGAAAUGGAAAGGCAAAAGCAUUUUAUUCCUACUGGGCCGAACCUGCAACCAUCAAGAACCUAAAACGAGGACUGGCCAGCUUACUGCAAGUACAGCCCAAUACUGGGAAGGUUAUAGAGAAUGAUGUGUCUGGACGGUGCACAGUCGAGUACAAAGCAGUAAAAGGUCAAGUGACGAGGACCAAGAUCCUGGAUACAUGUAAGACUGCGGAGACCGGGUUUACCACACACAGUCAGGUCUUGGGUGUCAAAAGGAAGUCCAGUUCUGUUACAGUGUUCACGCUCGAGGAUGGGUUCAUCCGCUCGGCCGUGGCUGAGGAAAUGCACUCGCUGGUUGUUAAUGCUCGCAGAACUGUUGCAGCUAAAGUCGUGUCCAGGCAAACCCUCACUUUGACAGGCACAGAGGCCGGUCCACUGGAGGCUGCUGGGAAGGAUGUCUCUGGGGUUGUCAAGUCAAUUGAUGCCAAACUGGCAGCUGUUGGCAUCGUGGCUGAGAAGGUCAAAACCCAGUGCAAGGGUUGUCCAUCACUUUUUGAACAUUGGCAGGCUCAACAGAAGCAGCUGGAGCCAGAGACCCUGUCUAAAGCCGUGGCUCCUCGCAGCUUCCUGGCCCUCAUCCAGAGCAUUAGGAAGUCGUCCAAGGACGAGAUCCUCAAAGUGCUGAAGAGUGCCAGCAAGACAUCUCUACCUCAGGUGGUGGAUGCUGUGACCUCCUCCCAGACUGCUGCAUCUCUGGAUGCCAUGCUGGACUUCCUGAACUUCACCGAUGCCAAAGGUUUGGUCCUGCAGGAGAGAUUUCUCUAUGCGUGUGGCUUUGCUUCACAUCCCAACGAGAGAAUGCUCCAGGCCUUGGUGGACAUUUCUAAGGGAAAGAUUGGCAGCCCUGACAUCAAAGAGUCCGUGGUGAUCAUUAUGGGAGCCCUGGUCCACAAACUGUGUCAGAAAGGAGGGUGCAACCUACCGACAGUGGUGCAGGUGAAGAAGAUGAUAUUAGAUGGUCCUGUCAGCACGCAGGUUGAGUCCGAGGUCCAGAUGUAUCUUCUGGCUCUGAAAAACUCGCUGCUCCCCGAGGCCAUUCCCAUCUUUACCAAAUACGCGGAGUCAGAGGUCGGAGCGUACAGCACCAUCGCCCUCACAGCUCUACAGAGAUACGAUGUCAAGCUCAUGACCGAUGAGGUAAAACGGACAGUGAACAGGGUUUACCACCAGAAUCGACGGAUCUACGAGAAAAACGUGAGAGCUGCCGCCGCUGACGUCAUCCUCAGUAGCGACCCCUCCUACAUCGAGGUCAAGAAUCUGCUUCUGUCCAUCGGAAACCUGCCCCACGAAAUGAACAAGUACAUGCUGUCUAAGAUCCAGGACAUCAUCCGCUUCCAGCUGCCUGCCAGCAAAGUCAUACGCCAGGCUAUGAAGGACAUGAUUUCCCAUAACUACGACCGUUUUGCAAAAGUUGGGUCGUCAUCAGCUUUCUCAGGAUUCAUGGCACAAUCUGCUGAUGUGACCUCCACAUACAGUUUGGACAUCCUGUAUUCAGGCUCUGGGAUCCUGAGGAGAAGCAACAUGAAUAUUUAUGGCGCUGGUAAAGGAGCAACGCUACAUGGACUACAGGUGGCGAUUGAGGCCCAGGGUCUCGAGUCACUAAUUGCUGCCACACCUGACGAGGGAGAGAAGGACCUGGAGUCGUUUGCUGGGAUGUCGGCUCUGCUGUUCGAUGUCCAGCUGAGGCCCGUCACCUUCUUCAAGGGUUACAGUGACCUCAUGUCCAAGAUGUUCUCCAUGACUGGGGAGCCCAUGAACGUAGUGAAGGGUCUCAUCCUGCUGACGGAUCAUUCUGAGGUCAUCCAGCUGCAGUCUGGUCUGAAGGCGAGUGCAGAGUUUCAAGGAGGGUUAGCCAUUGAUAUUUCUGGAGGCAUGGAGAUCAGUCUGUGGUACAGAGAGUCCAAGACCAGCGUCAACAACAGAGGAGCGCUGGUGGUCACUGGUAAUGUUACUGUGGACAUGGACUUCAUGAGAACGGGUAUGGAGGUUAGCUUUGAAACGGAGGCAUCGCUGGACUUCAUCACCACCGUCCAGUUCUCUGAAUAUCCCUUCCUGGUGUGCAUACAGAUGGACAAAACCACCUUCCCCUUCAGUGAACACCUGACCAAAUAUGACAGCCUGCCAUCGGGGAAGAACGUCGUGUCACGAAAGAGCAAGAAGCAGCUGGUCCCUGGCUCUGAAUUCCCUCUUCACCAGGAGAACUCAAACAUGUGCAAGAGGGUUUUUGACUCCAGCUGGUAGAGAUACCAUGAACUAUCCAGGAGCAAGUCUUCAUUCUUAUGGGCAGGUUUUUGUCACUCAAAGAGGGUUCAUUGCAUUCAGGGACAGCUAUCACACCUCAGCCUCAAGCAGUGAAUGACUGAAAGAGAGAAAAUUUGUGAGUGUUUUUUUUUUUUUUUUUUAACAACACAUGCAAUGUUUACAUUCCUGUGAGUAUUUAAGUCAUUUUAAUUUGACAUUUUGUUUUAAAUCAGGAAUUCUUGCAUUGUCUUUUUAUGGAUUUCUUUGAAAAUGUAUUUAUGACGGGCACAUACGUACAGGAUGUAUGUAAUACUCAGCACGAAUAGUACCACUGUAAUUUUCCCCAACACAGUUACAGUAAAGACGUACAUGUAAAUAUCACACUGAAGACAGUGGAUUAACUUUCCCCUGAACAGAAACUCUCCUUUUGAUCAAUGUGUUUACUGUGGAGGAGCAAUUUAUUGUUUUAUGUCGCUGUAUUGCUGUUCACACACUUGAAAUAACUUAUGUUCCAGAGAAAUUAUAUGCAUUAAUUCCAUUUUUUAUGAUCAUGUUGGUGAUUUGUUAAUUGCUCCUACAAAGAUGACAUGUGUGCAUUGUCUUUACAUUGUACUUGGAAGAUUGAAUAUGAAAAUCUUAAAUGAAUCCAUCAACACUUGGAUAUAUAUUUUUUGUACAUGGCUGUAAUUGCUGAAAAUGUUUGGGUAGGGUAUAAAAGGCUUUUGAACUACUCUUAACUUGUGUUUCAGCAAUUAGGAAUUGGUUUGUUGGAUUUAAUUGGCUGACAAUAAAUGUGCACUGGAGACA
This is a messenger RNA of Seriola dumerili (greater amberjack), 3468 nucleotides long. RefSeq names its product microsomal triglyceride transfer protein (gene mttp). NCBI's taxonomy places the organism in Eukaryota, Metazoa, Chordata, Actinopteri, Carangiformes, Carangidae. The coding region runs from base 1 to 2661 and encodes 886 amino acids. Gene Ontology annotation, cellular component: endoplasmic reticulum; basolateral plasma membrane; Golgi apparatus. Gene Ontology annotation, molecular function: lipid binding. The transcript has 18 exons. Gene Ontology annotation, biological process: cholesterol homeostasis; lipoprotein metabolic process; lipid transport. The record is from RefSeq and is a predicted model, not a curated record.